UGGAGUCACAGUGUGGAGUCUUACGUGAAAUACGCCAGUAAAAUUACACAAAGUUAAAUUGGAAAAAUUGAUUUGGUCGACACGGAAACCGAGUAGAGGAAUAAAAAAGUCGUUGCGAGGCCCUCGUGGACCUCGCGGAAUCCCUUUCGGAUUAUAUUGUUGUCAGUUUACAAAUAUAACCUCUCUGGAGGUUGCCAGAUCGGCAAUCUACACGCUCAUCGCCGGCCGCGUCCAUUUUUAAAGGCGCUGAAACCAGCUCAUCGCCCUCGCAGCUAAAUCGCGCGGGAGGAUUCUCGAGGAUUCGAUUUGUGUGCGAGCUACAGACCAAGGUGCCCGAGUGUUCUACUCAGUUCUACUUACGCUUUAUUGCAUCAUUCGGCUAAGUUGAAAAGACUGACAAGAAAGAAGAAGAAGAAAGGGGACGUCGACGUCGACAACGACGAGAAAUUUUUUUGAAGACGUUAAUAGCGAGCGUUAGCGAGAAAUGGCGGAGAACAACGAGCUCAAAAGCAAGGUCAUCGAGGAUACAAAGGAGAUGAAGAAGUCGCUUAAAGACGACGCGCCGCUGGGCAAGCAGAAAAAAAACACGGUAGAGAAGAUCAUGGAGUUGGCGAAGGCGAAGGUCGAUACUGAGACUGACUUCGAGAAUAAAUUUGUUCAGCUUCCGACGUUCCCGUUGGAUUCGGUGUCGUCCAAGUUGCUCAAUGUGUUAAAGGAAAAGUACAAGCAGACUACAGAUACGGAAACUGAUCAAAAAUUACAAAGUAUACGCGAGUCUAUAAUAUCUAUUAUUGCCAACGUAUUCCAAUUCAAACGAGACUUGGAUAAAUUUGACUGUGAAUUAUGUCUGCAAAAUCAAAUGGAUGAACCAUUGAGGCAGAAUUUGUAUAAUGCUCAUUUGUGUGCUUUGAAUAUCUAUCAUGAACUGUCAAAGUUACUUAUAUUUAUGAAUAAGAAUGUAUCUUCUAAUGUGCCUCCGGCUGAACCGCAACCUGAGCCUGAAUCUGAAUGUAAAGUAGAAGCCCUGGCAAACCUAAAUAUUUAGGAGUUUCCCAUGAACAAUCGAUGAGAGCCUGCAGUAUUAAUACCACAAUAUUAUUUAUCGGUGAUAUAACCAUUAUACAAUUAUUAUAAUAUUUGGCAUUAUAA
This is a messenger RNA of Wasmannia auropunctata (little fire ant), 1149 nucleotides long. RefSeq lists its product as uncharacterized. Lineage: Eukaryota; Metazoa; Arthropoda; Insecta; Hymenoptera; Formicidae. The transcript has 6 exons. The coding region runs from base 485 to 1045 and encodes 186 amino acids. The record is from RefSeq and is a predicted model, not a curated record.